Vollenhovia emeryi is the source of this 1001-nucleotide messenger RNA. RefSeq names its product proteasome subunit beta type-5 (gene Prosbeta5). Bases 63 to 893 code for a protein of 276 amino acids. The record is from RefSeq and is a predicted model, not a curated record. Gene Ontology annotation, molecular function: threonine-type endopeptidase activity. The transcript has 5 exons. NCBI's taxonomy places the organism in Eukaryota, Metazoa, Arthropoda, Insecta, Hymenoptera, Formicidae. Gene Ontology annotation, cellular component: proteasome core complex.
CUACCGGGAGCCGCCGGAAUUGAGGCGAUGACAAGCAGUCGACGGUCAACACUCCGAUAGAAAUGGCGCUCGCCGAGGUUUGUGGCAUCAACUCCACCGUCGAUUUCGGCUACUCGCGGGAAAAGGACAAGAUCGCCGGCGAGAUUGAGGCGUACACCAAAAAUUUCGCCAACAACCUGCAACUGGCGGUGCCGCCGUUCGUCAAUCCAGCCGAAACUCUUGGCCGCAUAGCUCAAGGUACCGACGAAACCGGAAAGAACCUCAAGAUCAAGUUCGAUCAUGGAACCACGACCUUGGGCUUCCGAUAUCAAGGUGGUAUCAUCCUGGCGGUGGAUUCGCGUGCGACGGGAGGGCAGUUCAUUGGUUCGUCCACCAUGAAGAAGAUCGUGGAGAUCAACGACUAUCUUCUUGGUACUUUGGCCGGUGGCGCCGCCGACUGCGUCUACUGGGAUCGAGUCUUGGCGAGGCAGUGCCGCAUGUACGAGCUCAGAAAUAGAGAGCGCAUCUCCAUCGCGGCGGCGAGUAAACUCCUGUCGAAUAUGAUCUACAAUUUCAAAGGAAUGGGCCUGAGUAUCGGUAUGAUGCUGGCUGGCUGGGACAAACGCGGCCCUGGACUUUACUACGUCGAUUCCGAGGGCACUCGUACCCCGGGGAAGGUUUUCAGCGUAGGCUCCGGAUCCGUCUUUGCCUUCGGUGUCCUGGAUUCCGGUUACCGCUGGGAUUUAACCGACGAAGAGGCCUACGAACUUGGAAGACGGUCGAUCUACCAUGCCACGCACAGAGACGCCUAUUCCGGCGGCAUAAUAAGAGUGUAUCACAUGAAGUCCACCGGCUGGGUGCACAUCUCGGACGAAGAUUCCAAGGACUUGCAUUACGCGUACAAGGCUGAGUAAACCAGCGCUACCGAGCACCUCCUCCUAGAUUUAAUUAUUAAAUAUACAUUGUGCAGAUUAAUCGUUUAUGCAAUAAAACGAAAUUAUUUCUAUCUGUGUGAUUUAUAA